Aureobasidium melanogenum CBS 110374 is the source of this 423-nucleotide messenger RNA. RefSeq lists its product as uncharacterized. Lineage: Eukaryota; Fungi; Ascomycota; Dothideomycetes; Dothideales; Saccotheciaceae. The coding region runs from base 1 to 423 and encodes 140 amino acids. The transcript has 2 exons. The record is from RefSeq and is a predicted model, not a curated record.
AUGGGUCUCAUUCACAAGCUCGAAGAAAAGGUGCUUCACCACGGUGACAAGAAGCAUGAACAGCAGCACAUAACAAGGCCUCCUCAACAACAAGGCUUUGGCCAGCAGGGCUUUGGCCAACAGAGUUAUGGUCAACCACAAGGCGGCUACGGUGGCGGCGGCAUGGGCAUGAACGGUGGUCGCCAGGAGUUUGGUGGUCACCACUCUGGUGGCGGGUUUGGUGGACCUUCGCAGCAAGGAGGACAAUUUGGUCCUUCAGGAGGUAUGGGUGGUCCUCAAAUGGGAAUGGGCGGUGAAGGUCACCAUGGUGGUCAUCAUGGAGGUCCCGGUGGCCCUGGUGGUAUGGGUGGAGGCGGCUUUGGAGGUCCUGGAGGAAUGGGCGGUGGACCUCAGGGUGGUCCCGGAGGCCCUGGAGGUUGGUAA